GGGCUGCUUUGAUUCAUGCUGUUGUGGUGCCUCCUUGUUGGAUUUGGAGAACAAUUAAUGCGGCCAGAAAGGAGCGCAUGAAGGAUGAGAAGAUGAAUGUGGAGGCUCUAAGCAGAGCAGAGCUACUGACUCUCCUCAGUGUCCUGGAGGGAGAGCUUGAGGCCCAGGAUGUGGUCAUACAUGCCCUGAGGGCUCAGCACAGAGACGCUUUCGUCCAGGAGCGAUAUGGCCAGUAUGAUCUCAGCGAUCCAUUUCUGGCCCUGCAGCGGGACAGCGAGUCAGCGGAGCGCCAGAACACGCUCACCCAGCCUCACACACACCUGCAGGGCCGGGCGGUGGGCCCAAACCCUCUGGCUGUGCUUAAACUGGUUAUGGCUCACUGCAAGCGGAUGCAGGAGAGGAUGAUGGGACAGCUGGCUGCUGCAGAGAGCAGACACAGGAGGAUGAUAGCUGAUCUGGAGGAGGAGAAACGACGGCGUGCCCAGGAGUCUGCGCACAGCGAUGAUUUCACCUUCAUGCUGCAGACAGAAAGAGACAAACUGCUGCUGCAGUUGGAAGUGGAGCGUGCAACAGUGGUCAAGUUAGAGAAGGAACAAGCACAGGCAGUGAGCCAGGUGGAGGAGUCACUGUCCCAGCAGCAACAGCUCUCCUCAAAUCUGACUCUGGAGCUCCAGAGAGCCAGCAGCCAGGCACAGGAGGAGGCUCAGAGGGUCUCUCAACUUCGCACUUUGCUCCAGGAGGAGACCAGUGCCCUGGAGAAGCUCCGGGGGGUUCUUGAAGAUGAGAAGAGCAGGGCAGCUCAGCUAGAGGCCAGAUCUGAGAGGCAGCUGGUGGAGUUUGACACAGAAAGAGAGCAGAUGAAAGCCAGGAUCAGCAAAGAGGAGGAGAGGAGCAGGGAGCUUGAGAGACAGCUGGAGGAGCUAAGGAAGAGGUUGGCAAAAACUGGGGGAUGUAAAGAAGAGGUAAAGGAGGCAGCGACAGAGGGGAAAGCAUCAGUUUCCAAGAAUAUGGUGGUGUCCACCUCUGUUCAGACAGAGCCUGAUGGAAAGGUAACUGUCACUCCUAAAUCGUCCUCACAGUCAAAGAUCAACGGCCAUCAUAAAGAGACAGAGCCGACACAGGAGGGGAGAGGAGCAGAAAAUGGAGGGGUGAUAGAGAAUGGGGGAGGAGCACUUUUGCAUUCCCCUCUUCACCCUCAUCCUCACCCUCACUCUCCCUCCAGCACAGCCUCCUCUUCCCUCUCGUCUUCCCCCAUUUCCUCCCCUGUUCUUGCCAAGCGUUUGGGCAGCCCAGGCUUCCAUCAGUCCUCCUACCAGGCCGGUGUCAACCAGCGAUUCCAGGCUGCAAGACACAAGUUCCAGAGCCAGGCGGAGCUGGAGCAGCAGCAGCAUGGUGGCCCUCUUUCCCCCCGGGACCUCUCCCCCACCACCUCUUCCCUCCCUCCCCCACUGGAGCACAGCUCAGCUAAGCAGUUGGCCCGCAACACUGUCACUCAGGUGUUGUCCCGCUUCACCAGCCAGCAGGCUGGCGUCAAGCUGGCGCCAAUCAGCAGCUCUCCGUUCGGUACAGACUACCGUAACCUAGCAGCAUCUCCUCCUGGGGGGAGAUCGCCUUCGUCAGGGCCUCUAUCACCGGGCAUCCGCUCCCCCCUCACUCCUCGCUCAGAGAGGAUGCACCCUCCUCCGAUCCCUCCCAAGAGGCCAGGCAUGAGUCCGACUCCGGGCUCCCCGAAUCACUCUGCUCGGACCAGCCUCUUCCCAGAGCUGACGGGGAACUGUGGACACAACAACAGUGGGCAGGAAGGGGCCAAGGAGCCAGACCUGGUUUUAUCGUCCAGCAGCUAACAGCCAGAUCAACAAACUCACCCCUAAAUGGAGAACCCCAGUAAUGAGUCCUAAAACCCCGAAAUCUGAUAGCAGUUUAGCAUCUCCGGUUCCCUCCAGAGAAAUGUCGUCCCUGGGGCGCUCUAAAAGUCAGGCUUAAAUCAGCAGUUACUGUAGUGUACUGUACUGUGGCUUUAUAGUUCACAUAAUCAUUUGUAAAGACACUUCAAAGCUGGACUGGUUCAAACAGAUGUAUGUGAGAGUUUGCACCCCUACCUCCAUAUCACAACCUGAGAAACAAUCGCAAAAAAUUUUUUGAAAUAAAAUACAGCACGUUACGAUUUUUUAAAAUUGAAUUUAAUAUUUCUAUUAACAUUCCUGUCUUUAUUCCUUUUGUAUGUUUUAAGUUCUAGAAUGAAAAUAUUUAUGUUCUCUCCCACUUUAACCCUGUCUUAAGGGUGUUUAGAAAUCAUAUAUACUGUAUAUAAAGAAACCUAGCUAAAGACCUGUUUGGUUUUGAUGAAAGAAAUGUUCACAGGAUUUCAUAGUAUAGUACACCAAUUCUUUUCUUUAAUGCUCAUAUCGCCAAUCCUGUUAACAUACAAAAAAAGAUGUAUAGCGAAUAGAAGGGCUAAAAAAUAUGGAUGUAGAGUUUAGCAAAUGUGUAGCUAUCACUGUUUCACAAUAAACUAGUGAGUAGUUUUUAAAUGUUUUUGCAAUGACUCCUUCAUGCAGUUCCUGUUUAAAUGGCCCAUGAAAACACAAUUUUACUGUAAAUAGUCAAAAGAAUUCACAUCUGAUUCUCUAUGACAGAAACACUCCUUUUUUCUAUUACACUUGCUAUGAAUACACUGAAACUUGUCUUGAAAAGAAAGAGCACACUUUGUACUAUGUUACUGUAAGAUACUGUAUGUCCACUUUUUUUUUAUUCAGGGAAGGUUCAUUUCUGCUUUACCCAGUCAAGAAGGACUAUGUGUCACGAUUUUGUGAUAGCUCUUUGGGGAUAUUCCAUCAGUGAACAUAAGGAGGACUAAAGGUUUGCAUUUUGCUACUGUAACUGUUUCUGUAGUACUGUAUCUGUUAAAUAAUUCACAUAGUAUUGUGUCCUGUCCAAACAGUGCUACGCAUCAGAUGUUUGUUUUAGUUUUACCAUGUUGUUGUCUGGCAUUAAAGGGAUAGUUAAGAUUUAUUGAAGUUGUAUGAGGUACUUAUCUGUAAACAGUAUAUUACAUUCAGUAGAUGUUAGUCGGCACGCCCCCAGCAGACUUAAGUCUGACACAGAAGCUAAGCAAUUUACUGCUGUGGAUGGGGUUCAGCAAUAAAAUGCAUUUUAGCCGCCUAAAAAAAGUCCCAUCUAAAAACUAUGUAUCAGUUUAAGUACAUGCUAUGUUGGGCCUCAUGCAAGAAACGUUAUAUGAACAAAUUUUCUCUUAACUGUACCUCACUUCAGAGAGAAUUAUUGUACAUUUUACUUCACUACCAUUAAUAAGAUUUCUGUGCACAAACCAUAUGAAAGUAUACAAGUACAGCUAAAACAAUCAAUUAAUUGGCAACAUUUCAUGGUUCCAGCUUCUCAUGUAUGUAUGAGGACUUGCUGCUUUUCCUUUUAAGUAUCGUAAUUAUUUUGAUGAAUUAAAUGUAUUCAAACCUUUUUGCACGUGAACUUCUUGUUUAAUAAAGAAAGUAAAUGUGACUUCAGGGAAAUGUGCCGAAGUAUCAAAAGUACUUCAACACAUUUCCUUGAAAUCCCAUUUACUUUCUUUAUGUUUAUUUAACAAGAAGCCUACAUCAAUCCUUCUUCUUACAGCAUUUUUUGAUGUCAUGUCUCCAAUAUCAGCCAUGUGGCAACAGUCUUUAUACACUGCAUCAAACCUACAUAGUGUUUAGGGGGCGUUACCCAUGCUAACAGGUGACUUCUGAUGAAGUGGGAUUCUUCAUUUAGCACACCUGGUAAGAGUAAAUGUGGAUGGCUAAGAAUGUUUGAUGCAUCUGAAGUUGGCUUUUCUUGAUUUUUCUCUUACCAGAAAAUUAAGAGAAAAUGUAAGAGAAAUUUAAGAGAAUGUUGCUGCAUGACGCCCAAUUGUGAGUAUUUUUUACUGCGUUUUCUUUUCUUCAGUCUAUUUUGACAGGGAAGCGGUUAACAGCUUCAGCUUCAACAUCUAUGCUCUCAUCAAAGCCACCAGACUCCAUUGACAAAGACAGUAAUUUUGGCUGAAGAUAGUGUUAUUGUGUGACAUUGGUGAAUCUGAGCUAACCCUUUAAAACGCUUAAGUCACACAAUGACAAACAGUAACUGUCUGAGGCAGCGGUAGACCAGCAGCUCCUGUGUUCAGCAAUGAAGAGUCUGGCUUUGAAGAGAGGAAUAUAAUGGCUUCGCUUUCCUGUUAAUCACUGUCUGGCAUGAAUGAAAAUACUAUCAAUAAUGCGUAAAUCUAAACUGAUAUAAUUUUUUAGGUGGUUAAAGUCCUUGCUGACCCCUCCACAGCAGUACAUAGCUUACCUUCUGUGUCGGGCUCCAGCCUGUUUUUCCAUACUCAGGGCGUGCCAACUGACAUCUUCAGGUUUUCCACACAUUAUCAUGGAAAAAAUUUCAAAACUUUUCCACGACUUCUUAUGGACCCAAAACAUAGAUAUUUUUUUUUAAUUCCCUCACUUGCCUGGCAUUUUUCAAACGUGUAAGAUUCAAACUCUAUUCAAACAUAGUUUCAGCACCCCACAUGAUUUGUUCAAGGGCCGUUAGAAAUUUGAACAUCCAAAAAUAAUUUCUGUUAAGUUUCUGACUGUUACAUUUUGAAAGAAAACUUGCCUUUCAAA
This is a messenger RNA of Plectropomus leopardus (leopard coralgrouper), 4637 nucleotides long. It is a transcript of the gene cttnbp2nlb, whose product is annotated as CTTNBP2 N-terminal like b. NCBI's taxonomy places the organism in Eukaryota, Metazoa, Chordata, Actinopteri, Perciformes, Serranidae. The record is from RefSeq and is a predicted model, not a curated record.